AUGGAGGUCUUCUCAAAAUCCAUCUACGCCUAUGAAAAAGUACGUACAGCUGUUCGUGAUUAUGAAGAUGAUGUAGAUGUUACCGCUACGAUUCCGAAGACUCGAGCCAAAGUUGUCGUCGUCGGCUCAUCAGGAGUUGGUAAGACGUCUGUGAUCUAUCGGCACAGGUUUGGUAAUCGCUCUGCACCUUUCACCUCAACAAUCGGUGCUUCAUUCGUGGAAUGCGAAGUAGAAGCCAACAACGAAAACAUAAGCCUUCAGAUCUGGGACACAGCUGGGCAGGAGCGUUUUCGUUGUAUGGUCCCAAUGUACAUGCGAAAUUCUGCUGCUGCCAUUAUAAUGUACGACAUAACAAAUAGACAGUCAUUUGAAGAUGUUGAUAAGUGGGCUGAAGAGCUUCGCAAGUGUUGUGGAAUUUCCGAUCCUCUGGUAGUGCUGAUAGGGAAUAAGUGUGACCUGAACGACAAGCGACGCGUUUCAAUGCUUGAAGGACAGGAGAAAGCUUUUUCCCUCGACGCACGAUUUUACGAGAUCUCAGCUGAAAAGCCAAUAACGUUUGCUCUGGUGUUAGAAGAUCUCUGCAGCGAUCUUUUGUCUAGCGCGAAGGCUGAUGAGAUAUCCUCUAUGAUCUCUGCGACCCGUGAUAACGUCGUUCAUCUCUCGUCAAGCGCAUCGUCGGUAUCUUCGAAGGACUCGAAGACCAAAAAGAGUUGCUGCUCAUUUUUUUAG
Molecule: messenger RNA, 729 nt
Organism: Haemonchus placei
Lineage: Eukaryota; Metazoa; Nematoda; Chromadorea; Rhabditida; Trichostrongylidae
Source: the annotation of a GenBank genome assembly